AUGGAGAGACUCGAACAGACGUACGUGUUUCUACUCUCAAUGUGUAACUUCACGAUCAAUUCUUACAUUGACAGAGAAGAAGAUAUCGUAAGAAGAGGCCCAAUUACACGAACAAAAGAAAUAAAUCCAUCAGUUCCACCAGCACUGACCUCACGUUUCAGAACAUGUGGUGAUAUAUCUUCUCAUAACAACACCUACUUCACCAAUAGAGGAUAUCCAAAUCCGCAGCUAGCAGGUACUCAAUGUGUGUUCAAAAUAGUACCUACUUCCACAAACAUCUGUCAGAUAAGACUGGACUUUCUGAGUUUCACUCUGGCUCAGCCCAAUGGAAACGGUAGCUGCGUCUUCGAUUCCAUGGCUAUAACAGGCUCCGGAUCCAGCAUUCCGGUGAUAUGUGGCGAGAAUUCCGGUCAACACAUGUAUCUUAUGGUCGACGGUACGAAUCCAAUAAGUAUAAUAAUUUCCACGUCAGCUACGGUCGUGUUUGGGAGAAGUUGGAAUAUCAAAGUUGCACAGAUCGCAUGUGAUUGUCCUACAUUAGCACCAGCAGGAUGUCUUCAGUACUACACAGAACCAUCCAGAACUGUAACUAGUUUCAAUUACGGUACAGAUCUGAAUGGUAACUUGGUGAAUUUUGGAAAUGGCACCAUUGUGGCUGGCACUCGUCAGAUUGCCAACAUGAAUUACGGAAUAUGUAUAGGAGCAUUGCCGGGUUACUGUUCGAUCAGUUGGGCUCAGGGUAGGGACGACGUUUCGUUCACGGUAUCCUCAGACACCGCAGCAGUAGCGCAAGACACUGGACUGCCUGCCAGUGGCUUCAUGGGUGACAGUUGCAACACUGACUAUGUCGUCAUACCGAAUCCCUACUACCAAAAUGGUACUGCGGUACUCACUGAUCGAUUUUGUGGAAAUGCAUUCACUAGUAUCGUGACUUCAUCAAGGCCAUUCGUUCUGUCAGUCAUCACCGAUGGAGAUGAAGCAGCAGAUGCUGCCAAUAGAGGAUUUUCUUUAACAUACACACAAGAAUUCUGCUCAAAUUUAGCUUAUGUGUUCCUCAGAUGA
Molecule: messenger RNA, 1062 nt
Organism: Phaedon cochleariae (mustard beetle)
Lineage: Eukaryota; Metazoa; Arthropoda; Insecta; Coleoptera; Chrysomelidae
Source: the annotation of a GenBank genome assembly